Messenger RNA from Suillus paluster, 2502 nucleotides. RefSeq names its product heterokaryon incompatibility protein-domain-containing protein. The record is from RefSeq and is a predicted model, not a curated record. The transcript has 5 exons. NCBI's taxonomy places the organism in Eukaryota, Fungi, Basidiomycota, Agaricomycetes, Boletales, Suillaceae. The coding region runs from base 172 to 2382 and encodes 736 amino acids.
ACUCGGAGCAAAUGCUUCAAGGAGAACCUUUCCCUAUCCGUAAGUCUUCGCACACGCCACGAGGCUAUUGCACGGCGCAUCGUCCACCACUCACCUCAACUCCUCGUCGUUUUUGCAUCCCGGCAAUUCCUCGUAUCCCAGACCUGCCAGACGCCCUUUUAAUCCCACUCGAUGAACGAAUCCACUCCACGGCGUAAGAAACACUGUUGGCGGAAGCAAAGUCAGUCAGAUCUGCAUCUGCCUGGAGAGGAAAGCAGGCAAGGGGACAUUGCACUCGAGCAGUACCCUCGCCCAUCCUCGUGGGCGUUAUCCAAAUUGCUCGAUCGGGUUCGCAAGUUUGUCAAGGCAAUCAAAGAACGUUUCACUCGAAGUGCUGGACGAUCUCCGAUUCCUUCGCCCAUGCCUAAUACCUUCAGCAGACCAAGUCAGGUCGACGGGACGGAAUCGCUCGACCCUCAGCCAAAAUCUCUGCAAGGAAAACUCGUGAAUGCCACCGACGAGGCCAUCAACUCAGUAGCAACAGAACACACCCUGUGCCCCACGUGCCAGAAGUCCAUCGACACCUCCCACCUCUUCCAUAACCCAUCUCGGGGUUCAGAAGACUUCCGUCGCUAUCCCGAUUGCGAGACACUCGAAGCGUCGUCUUCUGCUGGAGGAUGCCACCUUUGUUCUUUGAUUCUUGGAAAAAUACGGCAGCAGCAGCAGCCUGCAACUGGGCCCAUCACUGUCACCCUUCAAGUUUCGCGUUCAGGUGGGAUGACGCUGUUGAUCCAGGCGGGGGAAACUGGUAGCCAGAGGAUGGGUUAUCUCGUCAUUGUCCCAGUCGAUGAUGUGGAGACUCCCACCACAUGCACGUCUGCCACUGGAAAAUUCACGUUUCCGAGUCAGAGCAGCUACGAAAACGCACGAACUGCAAAAUCGUUGGCUUCGGAAGCGUCAUUCAAUUUGGCCCGGGAGUGGCUACAACAAUGUCUGCAGAAACAUCAUAAAUGCAUGGAGACAGUCAGGGCAGCACGGACAACGAACGGUCCCAGUCGGCUCAUUGAUGUCGGGUGUGAUGAUGGGGUGGAACCCAGGGUUGUAAUCAGUCAGGAACUGGGCGAGACAAGGCUGGAGUACUUGACGCUCAGUCACUGCUGGGGCGGGGCUGAGAUUCUUCGGCUUCUUAAAGAGAACAUCGAUAGUCUGAAGGUCGGAAUCCCACCCUCUACCCUACCGAAAACGUUUCAGGAUGCAAUUGUUAUCACUCGACGAUUAGGAUAUCAAUACCUCUGGAUCGAUUCCCUCUGUAUCAUCCAAAAUUCCCCCUCCGACUGGCGCUCCGAGUCUGCAAUCAUGGGUGAAAUCUAUGCCAAUUCCACUUGCACCAUUGCUGCCCUCACCGCACGCAACUCCCAUGAGGGCUGCUUCUUUGACCAUGCCCGGAACCCACUGUUCUUCCGCCCAUGCCGAGUCCUAGACCGUUGGUACGUUGAAGCCAACUCCAAUGUUGGCGUCGAUCUGCGGAUGGGGUUGUCGCCCCUCCCGCUUCACACCCGUGCAUGGGUCGUCCAGGAGCGGAUCCUUGCCCCAAGGACGCUGUACUAUGGCUUUACGGGGCUCGCAUGGGAAUGUACAGAGUGUUCAGCCACGGAAGCUAUGCCAGGUGGGGAGGUGAGCAGGUUUUCCCCCAAGGCAUCCUUCUUCGGUAUACAACAGCAAACGGACGAGGAGAAAUACGGCGCUUGGAUGGACAUCCAGAUCUCGUACACGCAGUGUCACCUGACGCGGUUUGACGACAGGUUGGUGGCAAUAUCGGGCGUGAUAAAGCGGAUUGAGAUGCUGACGGGGUGGGAAAAUGUGUGGGGCUUGUGGAGGGAGUGGUUGUUGAUUGAUAUGCUGUGGUUUGUGGAGGAGCCGACGUGGGGUAGACCGGAGACAGAUGAGUAUUUGGCGCCAACAUGGUCAUGGAUGGGGGUUGAGGGAAGAGUGAUGGCAGCGAUUGGGGCUGGAGAACAGAGGAGGUGGACAGCAGAGGUCAUCGAUGUUGGGUCACUUGGUGAACGGGGAUAUGUUCGGAUCAAGGCAAUGAUGCGGAGGGUGAAGUGUACAACUGAGUGGAGGUUGAAUUCGGGGAUCGAAACACCAGCACCGACGUGGGAAGAGGUGGAUUGGGAUCCAGAUGUGAUACUGACGACGGACGACGUGGAGAAGGAGAUGUGGUGUUUAUUAGUUGCAAGGCUGCCGGAGUACCUCGGAGGGAGUGAGGCAUUUGAUAUUGGAUUGGUGGUGACGCCGAAAGGAGAGGAAUGGGCACGGGUGGGGAUUUUUAGACAACUGCGGGAGGGGAAUGCUUUGUUUCCAGAGAAUGUAGUGGACAUUGUUGAAGUAGCAAUCGUGUAAAAAUGUAAUGGUGUACCACUUCCCCCAUCAAACAAGUUCUUGAAUUCAAAGGAGCGCCCCGAGAACUACAAAUGUAUUACAUCAAUAUUGUCUAUCACAACCUAAUGCUAAUCAGAGCCC